ACGGGUGCUGGUGUUUGGGCUUGGGACCGGUACCGGGGCAAGGCCACCCGAAGGCAGCAGCGAGUGUUGAACGGCGGUAGCUGUAAGGGAAGUUUCUGACGAAACCCACAGCAAGCAGCGGAAGAGCCUUUGAACCUUCCUCUGCUCUGGAAUCUUGGACUUUAACUGCUCCUUCAGGAAGCUUCUCAGAGCCGGAGGAGGAAGGAGGAGGGGGAAGGAGUGAAGUUACAGCUGUUCCUGAGGACUUGUCCCAUCUUGUAGUUGGUGCUGGAAACUGGAAAGACUCAAGGAAGUUGCUGCAUGUGGACUCUUUGAGACAAAAUGCUUUCUCUGAAGAAAUAUUUCACAGAAGGACUCAUCCAGUUCACCAUUCUCCUCAGCUUGAUCGGUGUGAGGGUGGACGUAGAUACCUAUCUUCCCCCUCUGCGGGAGAUCUUUCUGGGCCAGAGCUCUGCUUACACCCAGACACAGUUCCACAACCUGCGGAACACUUUAGAUGGUUAUGUCAUCCAUCCCAAAAGUGUAGACCUGGACUACUAUUUCACAGCUCGCCGGCUUCUUAACCAGGUGAGGGCCCUGGACAGAUUUCAGGUGCCCACGACUGAAGUCAGUGCCUGGUUGGUACAUCGUGAUCCUGAAGGUUCUGUCUCUGGUGCCCAAUCCAGUACAGGCAUUGCCCUUGAUAACGGCAGUGGCUUGCAAGAUGGAACUGUUCCAGACAAUGUAGUAAGGGAAAAUGGAGCAGAACAAGGAUUUGUUGAAGAGCUGGAAGAUCUAGGUGCGGUGGCUCCUCCAAUGAAUGGUGAUCUAACUAAAGAGGACAUUGAUUUAAUUGACAUCCUGUGGAGACAGGAUAUUGACCUUGGAGCUGGGCGUGAGAUUUUUGACUACAGCCACCGCCAGAAGGAGAACGAAGUGGACAAAGAGCCGAGCAACGGGGAGGAGCACGGGGAUGGCUGGAGGAGCAGAGUGGGCAACAUUGCCGACAGGGCCUUGCUAGUGGAUGGCGAGACAGGGGAGAGCUUCCCUGCACAGGUGCCAGGGGUUGAAGACCAGACAGCCUUGUCCUUGGAGGAGUGCCUUAGGCUGCUGGAGGCCACAUUUCCCUUUGGGGAGAAUUCGGAGUUUCCAGCUACAGAUGCCCCCAGCUUAACCGAAGCUCUGCCUAGCGAGAGUGGGCCCUCCAUUGUGCCAGACGGGCUCCUGUCUCCUCUUCUGACAGAGACAGAGUUGCCCUUUGAUCUGGAGCAGCAGUGGCAGGACCUCAUGUCUAUCAUGGAAACACAGGGUAUGGAGGUGAACAGCACAGCAGCUGCAGAGACCCUGUACAACAGCACAGGUGGAGACGUCCUGACGGCCAACUACAGCCUCGCCCCGGCCACCCCUAUCAACCAGAAUGUAAGCCUGCAUCAGGCGUCACUGGGCGGCUGCACCCAGGACUUCCCUUCCCUGUUCAGCUCUGAGCUUGAGAGCCCUUCAGGGGUUGGGAGCUCAGCUUUGUUGCAGCUGGUUCCUGACAACUCCACUGGCUUCAACACCACGUUCGGCUCUACCAAUCUGAGUGGGAUCUUCUUUCCUCCCCAGCUAAAUAGCACUGUAAAUGAAACGUCUGGGCCUGAACUCCCAGAUCCUCUUGGGGGGCUCCUGGAUGAAGCCAUGCUAGAUGAGAUUAGUUUGAUGGACUUAGCUAUUGAAGAAGGCUUCAACCCCGUGCAGGCCUCCCGCCUGGAGGAAGAGUUUGAUUCCGACUCAGGGCUUUCCUUGGACUCAAGCCACAGCCCUGCUUCCCUCAGCAGCUCAGAAGCGUCGUCGUCAUCGUCGUCAUCUUCAGCCUCUUCCUCCUUUUCCGAGGAAGGUGCUGUAGGCUACAACUCGGACUCUGAAAAUGUGGACUUUGAAGAUGCAGAAGGGGCUGUUGGGUAUCAGCCAGAGUACAGCAAGUUCUGUCGAAUGAGCUACCAGAACCCUUCUCAGCUGCAAUAUCUGCCUUACCUGGAGCAUGUGGGCCACAACCACACCUAUAACAUGGCCCCCAGGACCUUAGACACAGAUGAGCCACAGCCAGCCAGCAUGGGGAAGAAGAGUGCCAAGGAUAAGCAGGCAGACUUCCUAGAUAAGCAGAUGAGCCGAGAUGAGCACCGAGCCCGAGCCAUGAAGAUUCCUUUUCCCAACGAGAAGAUCAUCAACUUGCCUGUGGAGGAAUUCAAUGAACUCCUCUCCAAGUACCAGUUGAACGAAGCCCAACUGAGUCUAAUCCGGGACAUCCGGAGGCGGGGUAAGAACAAGAUGGCUGCCCAGAACUGUCGUAAGAGGAAGCUGGACACUAUCCUCAAUCUGGAGCGGGAUGUGGAUGAUUUGCAGAGAGAUAAGUCAAAGCUGCUCAGGGAGAAGGUGGAGUUCCUCAGGUCCAUCCGCCAGAUGAAGCAAAAGGUGCAGAGCCUUUACCAGGAGGUAUUUGGCCGCCUGCGUGAUGAGAAUGGCCAGCCCUACUCCCCGAAUCAGUACGCCCUACAGCAUGCCAGUGAUGGCAGCGUUAUCCUAAUACCACGCUCCUUGGCUGAGCAGGAGGGCAGGCGUCAAGAGAGGAAACAGAAAGACAGGCGGAAGUGAAAGAUGACGAAUGUCGGCAGGGGAGCAUAAAACUUGCUGAAACUACAUCCUGGAGAAGGGCUGAGCCCAGAAGAAUUUGAAGGAACUUUCAUGCCUUCUUAUCCAAUAUAUCUUCUCAAACCAUGAUAGCUGCCAGUCAGUGUAUAGGAGCAGACUGCUGGGCAGGGGGCCUACAACUCUUGAGAGGCAGAAUGGCAAAGCAUGUUGGGAAAGACCUGUGCCCCCAGCAGCCUGGAACCCAUUGUUGAACGUUGUGGGAGAGGGGGACUAGCUGGCAUAAUGUGUGUGUGGGGAGGGGGGUGAGUCUCAGCAGAGGGUAGAAAAUUUGAAUUGUUAAAGCUGGAAUUUUUUUUAAAAAGGAAAAAAAAAGCGGUUAAGUGGACAGACUGAGCAGGCUUAAGAGAGUAUGUUAUUUUCCUUUGAACUUCCAAAACAUGGAUAUUUCAGGUAGCUGGUUUGUUUUUUUUAGAACCAGUUUUGACAUCAGUUGUGUGCUAUUAGAAUAUGCAACUGAAUCCCACGAGUUAGCCAUCAUCUCUUCCUAGAUCUGUAUGUGUGUACGUAACUACAAGUGGAACACAAGAGGUUGUGUCUGUUUAGGGGGAAAGGGAGAUGUUUUCUUAACCCUUUUCAGCUUGAGGGGAUGUGAGAUUCGAGUACGGCCUUUCUGGUAGGUGUUAUCUGCCAUUAACGUUGGGAGGGUGAGACUGGAAAGGGUUAAUAAUGUUACCAUGGUGGUGCAUCUUCCCAUCGCCCCUUUCCUCACCAACUGAAAACUCACUAAGCAUGUCACUGCCCACAGUGAGGAGCCAGUAUUAUGCUGGGCCAGCAUCAAGAGGCAUUACUACAAGACGAUGCAUGGUAAACUGCAUGCUGCAAUGCCAUCUUUUCCCACCAAAUGCUUGAGGAGAGACUGCUUUGGGCGAAAAGGGAUGGGUCAGGUGUGAAAACUGCACCUUCACCUAGCUGGGGUUAUUAGGUGGGAAUCUAGUAUGUGGUGAUCACUUGGUCAAGGUCUACAGCACAAUGGGUUUUGGUCCCAUAAAGUGGGCAUGUUGUGUUCAGAGAACAGCCAUCUACAGCAAGCCCCUUUCUUAAUGGGCACUUUGAUUUUGAUUUUUUUUAGGGCACUGUGCUCCUACGUUGUUUCCCCAGCCCCAGUAGGGUGAACUUAGUAUGCGUGUAGGAAAGAAGGGAGAUGCUUCCCCCAGAUGAUCAAAGCUGCUGAAAGUUCUUUCUGCCAUAAAGACUCGAUGUGUUAACUGUGAUUCCACAGCUGGCUUCCCUUCUGUCCUUGGGUGUCAUUCCAACUUCCCCCUUCCCCCCUUUAAAAAAAAAAUAGGGCGAAGGGUGAGGGUAGUGCCUUGAACACAGCUGGCCUCAAGCUCCGAGGCAAUCCUCGAAGCUGUUAACUUGCAGUAUAGCACAGCUGGGAGUAUUACUGACCUUACCAGCAACUGAUGAGCUAAAUGGCUUUGGUUUUUCCCAGCCAGUCAGUCCUGUGUAUGUGAUGGCGUGUGAGGGCAUAGCACUGAAAUGGGCAUCCUCCAGAGGGUUGUGGGGGUAUGUAGCACUGUUUAUGUGGUAGAGGGCAAAUUUUGCAGUCCGACGUUCUGUAAGGUCUUGUUUUCUGAAUGCCAUGAUUUCUUGCAGGAUGGGUUGGGUGGGGGGAGUAAACUAAUGUUGCCUCUUUCACCUCUCUCACUCCUGUGAUUUGACAGCAUGAAACCUGAAGCACAAAUGUGACAAGCUGUGGCUGGGUUGCCAGAUGGUUAGGAUGGAGCCCUGAUGUGUGCAUGUGUUAAUUUAUUUUCUCCUUUGAGGUUUUAUUUUGAAUGGUUUCUAUGACCUGUUGGGGGAAGAGGAGAGAGAGAGAGAGAGAGUGUGAGCACAGGACAAAAAUAAAAUGGCUUAUUCACUAGUUGA
This is a messenger RNA of Elgaria multicarinata webbii, 4536 nucleotides long. It is a transcript of the gene NFE2L1, whose product is annotated as NFE2 like bZIP transcription factor 1. Gene Ontology annotation, molecular function: RNA polymerase II cis-regulatory region sequence-specific DNA binding; DNA-binding transcription factor activity, RNA polymerase II-specific. Gene Ontology annotation, cellular component: nucleus. Lineage: Eukaryota; Metazoa; Chordata; Lepidosauria; Squamata; Anguidae. The transcript has 7 exons. The record is from RefSeq and is a predicted model, not a curated record. Gene Ontology annotation, biological process: regulation of transcription by RNA polymerase II. The coding region runs from base 322 to 2610 and encodes 762 amino acids.